AUGAAGCUCACCGCGACUUUCGUUCUCUUCGGCAUGCUCCAGGCCGUCAUCGCCCAGAGCUUGGCUCCCUCUCCCACCGAGUCCAUCGGCUGUGUUCCCCACGAAGACCACUGGCACUGCGAGGGUCCCCGUCCCACCGAAGCUGCUCCCGAGCCCACCAGCGCCGCCCCUGCCCCCAGCCAGCCCGCUGAGGACGACGACGACCACGAGAGCCACACCGACGCUGAGGGCACCGGCCAGCUCGCUCCCUCCCCCACCGAGUCCAUCGGAUGCGAGCCCCACGGCGACCACUGGCACUGCGAGGGUCCCCGUCCCACUGGCUCUGCCUCUGAGGGCGGCGACGAGCCCAGCGCUAGCGGCAGCGGCUCUACUCCUUCCCAGACUACUUCUUCCAUUGUCCAGGUCCCCACCGGUGCUGCGGCGGGUCUCCAGAUCGGCAACGUUGUCCCCGUUGUGGCUGUUGCCCUCCUCGCCCAGGCUGCCUUUUAA
Scedosporium apiospermum is the source of this 489-nucleotide messenger RNA. RefSeq lists its product as uncharacterized. NCBI's taxonomy places the organism in Eukaryota, Fungi, Ascomycota, Sordariomycetes, Microascales, Microascaceae. The coding region runs from base 1 to 489 and encodes 162 amino acids. The transcript is spliced from 2 exons. The record is from RefSeq and is a predicted model, not a curated record.